GAGUGCAAUAGCUGGUUGGUUAGUAGAAAUAAAAUAUACUUUUUUUUUUCAAAAGAUAUCAUAUAUUGAUCAAAACAGAAGAUAGUUACACCCUGGAAACCAGCCAGGUAUGGAAAUCAAAGAAGCGACUCAUAGUCGGAUACAAAGAGAGGGCUUUCCUAGCUACCAAGUAGAAAUAAAAUAUACGAAGCAAAGAUAAAGUAACAAAUUAUUGAUGAAAGAAAAGAAAUCCACUUACCUUUCUCGUCUCCUUAUCCGCGUGUAGUACUUAGGGGUGAACAAACACACCCGUAAACCGACCCAUCCUUUUCUUGUGUACAAUUUUAAUAGAAUAACAUAUUAUGGAUGCAUUCAUUUAUAACCUUUUUAGUCUAUUUCAACAAAUGUCGUGAAAAAAACUAGACAUAUUUUUAAGUAAAUCACAUUUUAUUAAAAUUCAAAGAACAUUUGUGAAUUUUGAUACAUUUCACCUCGGUUUAUUUGUUUGAAAUUUUAAUUAGUUAUAAAAUAUUUUUAUGGUGUAGAAUAAUUACAUAUUUUGUGUUGGGUUGGGUUGUUACUUAUAAAUAUUGUCAACCCGACCCAACCCAAUUAGAAAUAAACCGUAUGGUUUAAGUUUUUUGGGUGGGUUUUGGUUUAAUAUUUCCCAAACGGUAGUGUAUGGGUCGGGUGAUUAAAAUGGCUAAACCCAGACCACCCGACCCAUGUACACCCCUAAUAGUACUAGGGUGAAGGGGAUGUGGGUGGCAAAGAGGAAGAGUCGAGUGGUGAUUGGUGGAAGGAAAUGGAAGACAAAUGAGCAUUUGUCUUGCUCACUAGAAUGAAGGGACCAAGAUUGUCAACCCGAUUUAGCCCGUUGAUCCGGUCGAGAUAGUGGGUCAAGGGUUAAUGGGUUAACCGCUUUAGCCUGGUAUAACCCGGAUAUAUAAAAAACAUAAUAUUUUAAUACAUAUAUUAAAUAUCAAUUGUUAUAUUGUGAUGCAGUGGGAAAUAAACUAAUUUUAUGUUAAUUAAAAAAAUCAAAGAAAGCUCAAAUCUAACUAAAACCCUAGUAAUUCCUUCUUUCUCAAAAGUCAAAUCCCACCAACUUCCCAUCACUCAUCAGACUCUCCGCUCUCCGCCACUUCUCAUUGUGGCUCUGCAGUCUCCCAUCACUUCUCUAGUUCUCUCUCUUGUAGCAAUAGCAGAGACAUGCAAUCUAUCAAUCUUCUUCUCUCUGUUUCACAUCAAAAAAUCAUUUGCUUUGGUUUGUUAUGAUUUCCGAAAAUAACCAGGGAAGGGGCAUUUCAAGCGGAGAUGGUGCAUGUCGAGAGGAAACGGUGGAUGUAGGGGCUUUUGUUUCAUGGGCUUUUGGAAUCGGCAGACGUCGCUGACGUUAGCUUCGAUCUUCUAUCAUUCGAACCACCGGCGAAUUCCAAAGCGUGCAGCCAAGAUCCACCGGCGAACUGGCGGAGAGAAGAUAAGGAGAUCGAUUUCGCAGCGAAGAGGACGGAAGGAGAGGCAAAAUCCCAAACGACAACAGAAAGCCCGCUGGCCCGCACCCUUGGUCCAACCGUCCGGGUUUGGCGGGCUUUACCGGGUUUGACCGGGUUGACCGGAUCCGGGAGGAUGCUAAACUGGGUUGCUGGCGCCCGUUUUCGUGGAGGGGUCCAGGGCUGGAAUACAGACAUACCCAGUUGACCCGAACUGCUGCUUUCAAGAACAGAAAAGGGAAAAGUUUCGAAGAUGGGGAAGAUGGUGGCUCUCAGGUCUCUAUAUCGUGCAGCUUCUCGUAGAUCUUCGAUAGGCUUCGCAGCUGUUGCCGGCAACCAGCUCCUUCACCAUCAGUCAGCUCCUCGAUCCCUGUUCACUCUCUCUUCCGCCACCGCUUCUGCGGAUCGCAUCGCUUCCGGUUCUCGGUCUCCUUUGGCAAUCAAUAUUGGUAGCAAAAGAUCUUAUAGUGAGGAUGUGGCACACUUGCCCGAGAUUAAGGACCCUGAUGUCUUAUGUGCUUUCAAGGACUUGAUGGCUGCAAGUUGGGAUGAGCUUGAUGCGACAGUCAUCCAUGAUGUGAAGAAUGCUCUGUCGAAGAACACUGAUGACAAAUCUGGUCAAGAGAUAUUGAAGAAUAUUUUCCGGUAAUCUGAAGCUGUCAAAGAAUUCAGUGGGAUGGUCAUGUCUCUAAAGAUGGAGCUAGAUGACAACAUUGGGAUGAGCGGCGAGGUAUGCUCAUGGUUUUUCAUUUGAAAUUCUGAGUUCUAUAUUUUGUAUUCGUCAAAUGGUUCUUGAAGGUUAAUAAUAGUUUGUAAAAAUGUGUGGCACAGGAUGUAAAACCGCUAACAGAUGAUUAUGCAAAGGCAAUCCGCAUGUUUUUUGAACGAUACUCUGCGUAUUUGGAGUCAUUUGGACCUGAUGAGGCCUAUCUGAGAAAGAAAGUAGAGAUGGAAUUGGGUUCAAAGAUGAUAUUUUUGAAGAUGAGAUGUGCUGGCCUCGGAUCAGAGUGGGGCAAGGUAUUAUGACUUGCUCAAUUUUACUGAAUGCUAAUUAACUGAAAUUUAUGAUUUAGAUUAUUGCUCCCUCAAUCUAGCACCUUUUGCUUUUAUGGGUUUCUAGGGAUGUUUUCUUUCCAUCUGUUUUGCCUCAAAAUGCUUCAUGCAUUUGCAUAUUGGUAUCAUCUUCUUUUUAGCGAGAUUAGCUCGUCAUGGCUUUUAACAUUUUAAUGAUGGUAACUGUUUUGAAUCCCAUGGCUUACUAGCUUUUAUCUUUUCAGUUGUGCCUCUUGAACUGUACUUGGCUGUACUUUUAUGCAUAUUUUGAAAGCAAGCCUAAAUCACUUGGUCCUGUUUUUGCAGGUGACCCUGAUUGGUACUUCUGGACUUGCUGGAUCUUAUGUUGAACAAAGAUCUUAAAGUCCCGGAAUCUGUGAUCCGAUUUGGCUUAGUUGCGAAAGUUUUUCUAGCUUGGAAUCUGUGUUUGUCGAUGGUUUCUAUCAAGUUGCUGAUCUUGGAAACCUUUUAAAGUGGAGUUCGAUUGUAGUUCAAUAAAAGCUUAGGGCCUGUUUACUUUCAUUUCUGUUUCGUGUUUUUCGUGUUUUUGAGAAAACAGAUGUUGAAAACAGGUGAAAACAAUAUUUUGUCGUUUCCGAAAACAGUAGGAAGUUGCCACUUUCUGUUUUCAUAGUUGGAAACGAAUAGAAAACAGAAUGAAAAGUAAACAAGUUUUCUCAUUUCGGUUGCCAAAUUUAUCACAUGAAAACAGAAAACAGGAAACGAAAAUGGAAGUGAACAGGUCUUAGCUAUUUCAAGAUUUGCAUUGAUAUAAUACUGUUCACACGUCAUUUCAGUUCCAUUUAGCUGGAAGCAAAGGUUUCUUCUAGCAAAUAAGGCCGGCGACUUUUUUUUCCUUGUGUUGGUGAAUGAUAUCAUCCAAGUUGGAAAACGAUCGAUUUAAAAAUAAUAAGAAAGGAUCUGUAACUGUAAUCCUGGUUGUUUCCUUAGCAGAUCAUCGAAAACUAUCUCAUAGAAUAUUGAUGUUCGUACAAUGAAUUUCUUUAUGGAAU
This is a messenger RNA of Linum trigynum, 3538 nucleotides long. The record is from the annotation of a GenBank genome assembly. NCBI's taxonomy places the organism in Eukaryota, Viridiplantae, Streptophyta, Magnoliopsida, Malpighiales, Linaceae.